UAAGCAUACACUUCUCUUCCUUCUGCUUCGUCCUCUAUUUCCUCCUGAUUUUGUGACUCUGCCAAGGAUAGUCUUGCCCAGUUCCGUCACUACACUCAAGAGAGCUGACCUUUCCAGUAAGCAAAUAAUUUGUAUUCUACUUGCCCAGAAACCCACUGGGCUUGACCAAAUUGUGCCUAUACAUUCAGACCCAGCUAAGCCCUAUGUAAUGAAGCCAACUUUCAAAUAAGCAAGGAUGGCUCGUAGAAGAUGUUUCAUUCCUAUUCAGUUUUCAGUCCUGGUUGUUGGUCUACAUUUACCGAAUAAUUGGAAUUUCAGGAUCAGAAGAGAUUCAAGGGGGGCAGCUGGGUAGCUCAGUGGAUGGAGAGCCAAGCCUAGAGACGGGAGGUCCUAGGUUCAAAUCUGGCCUCAGACACUUCCCAGCUGUGUGACCCUGGGCAAGUCACUUGACCCCCAUUGCCUAGCCCUUACCACUCUUCUGCCUUGAAGCCAAUACAUAGUAUUGAUUCCAAGAUGGAAGGUAAGGGUUUUAAAAAAAAAAAGUAGAGCUUCAAGAGGCUCUCUGCUUGGGUCUAGUCAGGCACUCAAUCAAUGAGCAUUUAUUACUAGGUAUCAGACACUGUGUCAAGCUUUGGGGGUUAUGAAGGCAACUACACAGUCCCUGUCCUCAAAGAGCUCACAUUUAAAUGAGGGAGACAAGUUACAUGCUAGAAGGUAAUCUAGAAGAGAAAUGGUGGAGCAGGAAACUUAAUCAAUUAACCUGAUUCCAAAUUUCUGAACUCCCAAUUCAUCCCUUCCUCUUUCCACCCCACUCUGCUGUCUCCCCCAGAAAAAUGCAAACUCUCUAUCACAUCAAGCCGAGCAAAAAUUAACAAUGGGUGGGCCAGAGUCUCAGUGCACCUGUCACAUCCGAGAGUCACCGGUAAUAAAGUGGACAAAAAAAAAACACUUGUUCAACCAUCAAAAGCGCUCAACCAUCAAGUGAUGAAAAUUACUGGUACAGCGACCAUUCACAUAGGAUGAUAGCAAGAUCUCUGGUGUCCAUGGCAACUGACAAAUCAACUCCAGCACACACAUACCAAGGCAUUUGGCUCUCUCAGAGUAAUUCAUUCUGUUGCCAAAUAGAAAUUUGUGAGUUACUCACGAUGUUGCUCUUUGAACCAAAAGCGUUUCCUACUAGAGUCCAGAACCAAGAGUAGAUUAAUAGCCAAAGGCUUUUCACAUCACCGAAUGUCAAACCUAAAAAAGACAUUAGCUCCAUUUUCCAGAUGAGAACACCGAAGGGUCACACAGCUAGUCCAUAUGUAAUUUGAAUGGACAUUUACCUAUUAUGACCAGUUAGAGUUUGCCUAUAUAUCCAAUAGAUUGCUUCUCUUUGGUGCUCACUUCUCUCUGCUGAUUCUCUUAUCCUAUGGAUCAGAUAUGAGGGGGGGGGGGACUUGGAACUGCCUACUAGCCCAGGUGAUGCUCAGAAUUAGAGUUGAAAGGAGAAAAUAAGGUCCUUUGAUAGAGUGGUAGAGUCCCUGAUAAGAGACUUCAAACAAAGGUCCAAAACAGACUUAGGAGGCUCCCCCAUUCCAAGGAGAAUCCCCAAGACUGCAUAGAAGGGCUCUGGAUGAUAUAAAAACACUCAGCCCCUCCCUUCUGUACCACAGAGGACUUCUAGGUCCUGUCUAAUUCCUUGGAGCAGUGCCCUGUGGUACAGGGAGAAAGCACAUCCCUCUUUCUUUAAAUAACCAAAGGAAUCAGUGAGAUGUCACAUUCCUUUCUUGGCUCUGAUUCAUAGGCCAUUGCUUCUCAAAUCUGAAAAAGAGGGCAGAGCUGGGGGAUAUUAAGAAGUCAGAGUCUUCCUCUCCAAGAAACAGGAAGAAUCUAGAAGGACUCAGACAUUCUUGAUCUUGGUUGCCUCUGAACCCCUUUUUGUAGCCCCAGAAUACUGGAUGGUGGCAUCCAGAGGAGAAGGGAGAAGGUGGAGAUGUAUAUGAGGUAGAGAGGACCAGAGCAGAUUCCUCCUCAUCCUUGGCUCAGAAUGUGGAUGAGGGGUGAGAUAGAGGAAAAAGAAAGAAGUCUGGGGUACUAUUUGAUAGGGCACUAGAGCAGAUAUUUAAUUAGAGGGCUCUUUCAGAAGGUGGGCAGAGUGCUUGCCCCUGUGCAAGAAUAACACACAAAUUCAUGAAGCAUUCCACUGAAACAUGUUUUUUAAAGGUGAGCAGAAUGCGGAUUUUUCAGAUGGGUUUGUGGGGAAGGGUAGCUAGGUGGCUCGGUGCAUUGAGAGCCAGACUUAGAGUAUCUAGGGUUCUAGAUUCUUGGAGGUUCUGGGGGUUCAAAUCAGAACUCAGACAUUUCUUAUCUGUGUGAUCCUGAGCAAGGCACUUAAUUCCCUUUACCCAGCCCUUACCACUCUUCUGCCAUAGAACCAAUAUACAAUAUUCAUUCCAAGAGAAGGUAAGGGUUAGAAAAAGAAAAAAAAAGAUGGGCUUGGGAACUGGAUUUUACCAAGGCUGAUGAUAAAAUUAGGUUGUCUGUUUAAUCAGUGUGGUUGUAACUAGGCACAGUGACUUUAAGAAACAAAACAAUCAAAGCUCCCUGUACCCAUUCUUUCUCCAAGGGCUGAAAGUGAUCAGUGACUCUUCCACAGUAGAUGGAGGCAAAAGGUGAGCCCCUAUUCUCUCCAUAUCCCUGAGAGUGUCCCCAGCCCCUUCCUGGAGGAAGGGGUUAAGAAGGCUGGGCUAAUGAUCACAGAGACAGAGCUACACUGUUUAUUCAGGAAAACAGGUCAGACUUGGCAGCAGCAGCCCCUGCUGGCUCCUCCCAGAGAGACGGAGCUAGGGGAAUGAAUAAGAGAAAGAAGUUGUACCUUCUCCCCUUUCCCCAACCCUCCAGAGCCCCUGGACAAGACAGCAAGCAACAGGUGAGUCUAGUAACUCCAGGGCACACUCCAGAGAUCCUCAACUUCCUGGGAAAAACUGAAAAAAGCCGUCAGUAGCCAAUGGGGAAAGCCAGUGAAGAACGGCUAGACCUGGGGCAGGUAUGGGGUACCUGGGGCUAAGAGUGAAAAAGCCCUAGAGAUGGGGAAGGAGAUCAGCCUUAGGAAAGAGAUGAUGGAGCCCUGGGACAUGGGGCUGAGGGGUUAUUCAGCAAAGCUGAAAGAGGACCAGAACCUCCCUAAGUAACUAUAUCUGGGGGAUGGGGGAAAAAUUAAUGAAUGCUUCCUUUGUGCUUGGCUUCAAUAACAGGUUCCCACUGACUGGUGGGACAGGAAGUGAGAAAGGGAGGGAAUGGGGAAGAAGGACAGACGCUGCCCUUGGAUCUACACACUCCCUAGGCUCCAGAUGCAUCAGGACUUUGUGGGAGGAUUUGGAAUAAGGGAAGGAGCCCUAUUCCCCAGGGAGCCUCUCCUCUCCUCUCCUACCACCUUCAAAUCGCCUUAGAUCAUUAAAGGAGUUCAGAAGACAAGUCUGGCCAGGAGAAGGUUCAACCGAACAGAUCUGUGGACCUGGACAGCUGCAGGUGUGGCAGAGGUUUCGACUGAGGACGAGGAUUGAUACUGAUUCUGCCCUGGGAAGAGGGGGACAAUGAUGGGACUGAAGGAUGAUCUGAAGGAUGAUCAGACCAAGACAAGAAGACUCUGAGUAGGAGUGGGUGUGGAAGAGACACAGGGAAAGGGUAGGUAUGCCAGAUUAUAUCUAGACCUUGGAUAUUUAUGGGGUCCAAGUGGGGAGUUAUGUCUGGCCCUAAUCUGGUCUUCAUCUCAUUAUCCUCAUGAUAUUAAUUCAUCUCAAAUUAUAUCACUCAAGGAAUGUACAUGUGUACAUUUGGCCCUUUUGCCCAGUUUUUAUAGAUUUAGAACUGGAAGAUCCUUUAGAUGCCACUGGGUCCAAUUUCACAGAAGAGGAAACUGAGGUAGAGAAAAGCCAGCACCUUCGGCCAGCAACUGUGGAUCUGGACUCUCAUCUGCUUCCUCCCAUACUCCCCCAAGUCUGUGCCUUCCUCCUCUCCCUCAUGUGGCUCUUAGAGAAAGCUGGCUACAAGGGAGGGAGCGAAGAGCCUGGGACACCCUGGAGGCCCCACAUCUUAUUCUCCAAGAGAAAGCCCCCUAGGACUUCCCCUUCUGCUUGCCCUAACGUCUUGACCCCAGACCGAAUACCUCAAUUUUUUAUCCCCCCCAGGCUCCCAGGCAUGGGGUGCCCUGAGCCUGGGACGGAGAGAGAAACAGGCUGGACCAGGGGACAAGAACUCCAAGCAGCCUGCUCCCUGCCCCAUCUGACUGGACGGGAAGGCUGGGCAUUUCUUCUGGAGAGUCCCCACACCCGUCGCCGAGAGUCUCUUUUCCACAUGGCCCCAACGGCCUCUGGCUCAGAGGGGCCCCCCCUCAAACCCCGAAAGCACCUCUCCUCCCCGGACCUGCGCCUCUGCUUGGCCCUGGAGAGUGACAUGGCCCCCUCACCCGACUCUUCACCCUUCAGUUCACCCCAACCGGGCUCUCCCAGAAGCCACCUGGGCUUACCCAGCAUGCAUCUCUCCAGCCCAGGCUCCCUGUCUCCUGAGGAGGAAAGCUCAACUGAUGCCAGUCCCCACCACUUGGGUCCCCCAACACCACCCCUCUUCCACCUGGAUUUUCUGUGCUGUCAGCUACAGGUGACUAAAGAGAGCCUGGUGAGCCUGGGACCCCGGGGCGGGCAGCUGAGGUUGUCCGCCGAGUACCAGGCGGGAUUGGGUCAGCUGCGGCUCCGCCUUAUAAGUGCUGAAGAACUGCCCAGGGGCCGAGGAGGAGCCAAGGGAAGCAGUGGCUGUUGUGUGGUGUUCCGGCUAAGGCCAGGGAGCUGGCCACAGGCACAUCGGAGUAGGCUGGUAAAGUGUAGUUCCAACCCCAUCUUCAAUGAGGACUUCUUCUUUGAGGGGCUUAAACCCUCUGACCUGACCACCCACACUCUGAAGGCCAAGGUGCUGGACAAGGGAACCGGCCUUCGGAGGGACGUGUUGCUGGGAGAGUGUGAGGCCCCCCUAGUCACCCUCCUCCCCACCUAGAAGCCUGGGGUGCUGUGCCCAGAUUCUGACAAGAAUGUGGGAAACGAGUCCUCUUUGGGGGUCCUCGGAGCAGAGGGCCCUCCCUGGUGCUUCCCCCCCCAUUCCCACGACUUUAAGAGCUAUGGGUCUUCCUCCAGACUCACCUCAAGAGCAUCCUCAGCUCUUGGCCUUAGUCUAUUCCCCUUUUCAUUUGUUAUUGAAUCUAUUUAUUUUUGUUAAUAAAAUGUUGGUUAAACCUGCUCAGUCAAGCUCCUUGUAGCCUGCUUGGUCUUUGGCAUCCCCUACCUCUGCUCUGACCCCAUCCUGGAGCAGUGAGUCCCUUUCUUGAACAUAAACAGGGAGAAAAAUGCUAAUGGGCAAACCUCAAUCACAAAACAAUAAGUUUGGAAAGGAUGGGGAAG
Molecule: messenger RNA, 5429 nt
Organism: Monodelphis domestica (gray short-tailed opossum)
Lineage: Eukaryota; Metazoa; Chordata; Mammalia; Didelphimorphia; Didelphidae
Source: RefSeq, a predicted model, not a curated record